Molecule: messenger RNA, 6485 nt
Organism: Oncorhynchus nerka (sockeye salmon)
Lineage: Eukaryota; Metazoa; Chordata; Actinopteri; Salmoniformes; Salmonidae
Gene: ubash3ba
Product: ubiquitin associated and SH3 domain containing Ba
Exons: 13
Coding region: 458-2389 (643 amino acids)
Molecular function (GO): protein binding
Source: RefSeq, a predicted model, not a curated record
AAAUCCAUUCAUAAAUAAGACAUUUGAGGCAUAGUUACAUUGAAUAAAUAAUUUCAGGACACAAAUGUGUUAACGUUUUUAGCGAACAAUUGCAAGAAACUCCCAGCAAAAAAAAUAGUUUACAUCCUAGUCAGCGCAUUCGACUCGGCGACGUUGAGAGCAAAAGUGACUUCCGACUAGUGACCCCCCUUCUGCAGCUAUGGUUAUGACUUUAUCUGCGUUUCACCAGGAAGCUGCUUAGUUCAUUCUGUGUUCAGAACAUUUGUCUACAGAACCUCCUGUUCGCUUUAUUACAUCCACUGAACGGGAUUGUCGUUCAUGUGUAGCCAAGUCUAGUCUAAUUCCGUUUGAAAAAAGCGGAUAAUUUGUGUUAAUGUCUGCCGCCGCCUCCAUCUUUCCGGUUUUACUGAAAGUAAGUGAAACCGAGGACUGAAAUACCAAUGGAACGGUGAGAGUUAUGAUGGCAGCUAAAGAAGAGCUUUACACCAAAGUCACCCCGCGGAGGCAGCGCCAGAAUCGAUCGGGCACUGUAAAACAUGGGUCAAGUCUGGACGUGCUGCUGUCCAUGGGAUUCCCCAAGACCAGGGCGCUAAAAGCUCUGGUGUCUACGGGAGGCAAAAAUGUGCAGGCAGCCUGUGAUUGGUUGUUCUCUCAUGUGGACGACCCAUUUCUGGACGACCCUCUCCCCAGGGAGUAUGUGUUGUACCUGCGCCCCAGCGGCCCCCUGCUCCACCAGCUCAGCACUUUCUGGCAGCAGUCACGGGUCACCUGCGGCAAGAACAAAGCCCACAACAUCUUCCCUCACAUCACCCUCUGCCAGUUCUUCAUGUGUGCGGACGGUAAGGUGGAGGCACUGAGUGAGGCCCUACAGGCUACAGUGGGGUCAUGGAGGGGUCGUUUCCCUAACCCUCUCCCCCUGGAGCUCUACACCUCCUCCAACUUCAUAGGCCUCUUUGUGGAGGAGCAGGUGGCAGAAGUGCUCAAGGACUUUGCCGCUGACUUUGCCACGGAGGCGGCUACUAAAGCAGAUGUGCACGUGGAGCCCCAUAAGAAGCAGCUCCAUGUGACCCUGGCCUACCACUUCCAGACCAAUCACCUGGCUGCCUUGGAGAAGCUGGCCAAGGGAGUGGACGUGUCGCUGGGCUGCGAUUGGCUGGCUGUGCUCUUCUCCCGGGACAUCCGAUUUGCCAACCACGAGACGCUGCGUGUGAUGUACCCAUACGUGCCCCAGAACGAGGACGAGCUAGAGCUGGCUCCUGGCGACUUUAUCUUCAUGACCCCCGUGGAGCAGAGUAGUGCCAGCGAGGGCUGGGUCUAUGGCACCUCUCUGGGCACUGGGCUACCUGGACUGCUUCCUGAGAACUAUGUCAGGCGGGCAGAUGAGUGUGACACCUGGGUCUUCCAUGGAUCUCACUCUUUCAGCAACCCAGCCUCCCCGUCCAACACUGGGGGUGCAGUGGGCGGCCUGUUAUUUGAUGGACAGCUGGACGGACGUUUUCUUGACGACCCUGGAGAUCCAUCCAGCCUCACUGUCCUCUGUCCACCUGUCCAGAUGCUGAGGCCCACCACUCAGUCAUGUCUUCCCAAGAGGAGUCUGUUUGUGUGUCGCCAUGGUGAGAGGAUGGAUGUAGUGUUUGGGAAACACUGGAUCACUCAGUGCUUUGAUGCUAAAGGCCGAUAUGUUCGCUCCAACCUCAACAUGCCGUCUAGUUUGCCAACAAGAAGUGGAGGCUUCCGAGACUACGACAAAGACUGUCCAAUCACAGUAUUCGGCUCCACUCAGGCCCGCCUUGUGGGUGAAGCCCUGUUGGAGAGCCAAGCGGUGAUAGAUUUUGUGUACUGUUCUCCCUCGCUGCGCUGUGUCCAGACUGCCCACAACAUCCUCAGAGGCCUGCAGCAGGAGGGGAAGACUAAGAUCCGUAUAGAGCCUGGUCUGUUUGAGUGGACCAAGUGGGUGUCUGGCACCUCUCUUCCUGCCUGGAUCCCUCCCACUGACAUGGCUGCUGCUAGCCUGAGUGUGGACACAACCUACAGACCUCAUAUUCCCAUCAGCAAGCUUGGCGUGUCAGAGUCCUAUGACGCCUACAUCAGCCGGAGCUUCCAGGUCACCAGGGAGAUUCUGACAGAGUGCAAAAACCUGGGAAACACUGUGCUGAUCGUGGCCCAUGCUUCCUCCCUGGAGGCAUGUACUCGCCAGAUGCAGGGCCUCAGCCCACAGAACGCCAAGGACUUUGUACAAGUGGUCAGGAAGAUUCCUUACCUAGGUUUCUGUGCGGCUGAGGAGAUGGGGGAGACAGGGGUGUGGCAGCUGGUGGACCCGCCCAUCCUUCCAUUAACCCACGGGCCCAAUCACAGCUUCAAUUGGAGGGAGACGCUACAGCAGGACUGAGGAAUUCCUGCCCCCACCUCCCAGCAGCCCAGAGAGACACUGCUGCGCUAAGACGGAUGCAGCCAACGCAAAGCUAACAUUUCCUCUGCUAUCUAACUAGCGCGGUAAACACACACACACACACACACACACACACACACACACACCGCUAUCAAAACCAGACCAAAAAUGCCCCGCCUUCCAUCGCAUAUGCUGUGUAAACACACUCAUUGAAUGAGUCUAUAUACACUGAGGGUACAAAACAUUAGGAAUGAGUUGAACAGCCUCAAUUCGUUGGGGUGUGGACAUAUUGAAAGCGUUCCACAGGGAUGCUGGCCCAUGUUGAUUCCUAUGCUUCCCACAGUUGUCAAGUUGGCUGGAUGUUCUUUGGCUGGUGGACCAAUUGUUGAUACACACGGCAAACUAUUGAGCAUGAAAAACCCAGCAGUGUUGCAGUUCUUUACACACUCAAACCGGUGCGCCUGGCACUUGCUACCAUACCUCGUUCAAAGGCACUUCAAUAUUUUGUCUUGCCCAUUCACCGUCUGAAUGGCACACAUACAUAAUCCAUGUCUCAAGGCUUAAAAAUCCUUCUUUAACCUGUGUCCUCCCCUUCGUCUACACUGAUUGAAGUGGAUUUAACAGGUGUCCUCAAUAAAGGAUCAUAACUUUCACCUGGAUUCACCUGGUCAGUUUGUCAUGGAAAGAGCAGGUGUUCCUAAUAUGUUGUACAAUCAGUGUAUAUUGCAGCAUUGAGAUCUAUAUAAAGAAUACCGUUCUAAAGUUUGGGGUCACUUAGAAAUGUCGGUGUUUUUUAAAGAAAAGCACAUUUUUUCCCCAUUAAAAUAUCAUCAGAUUGAUCAGAAAUAUAGUGUGGACCUUGUUAAUGUUGUAAAUGACUAUUGUAGCUGGAAACGGCAGAUUUUUUUUAAUGGAAUAUCUACAUAGGCAUACAGAGGCUAUUAUCAGCAACCAUCACUUCUGUGUUCCAAUGGCAUGUUGUGUUAGCUAAUCCAAGUUUAUCAUUUUAAAAGGCUAAUUGAUCAUUAGAAACCCCUUUUGCAAUUAUGUUAGCACAGCUGAACACUGUUGUUCUGAUUUAAAGAAGCAAUAAAAUUGGCCGCCUUUAGACUAGUUGAGUAUCUGGAGCAUCAGUAUUUUUGGGUUUGAUUACAGGCUCAAAAUGGCCUGAAACAAAGAACUUUCUUCUGAAACCCGUCAGUCUAUUCUUGUUCUGAGAAAUGAAGGCUAUUCGAUGUGAGAAAUUGACAAGAAACUGAAGAUCUCGUACAAUGCUGUGUACUACUCCCUUCACAGAACCGCACCAACUGGCUCUAACCAGAAUAGAAAGAGGAGUGGGAGGUCCCGGUGUACAACUGAGCAAGUAGACAAGUAUAUUAGAGUGUCUAGUUUGAGAAACAGACGCCUCAAAAGUCCUCAACUGGCAGCUUCAUUAAAUGGUACCCGCAACGUCAACAGUGAAGAGGCGACUCCGGGAUGCUAGCCUUCUAGCAGAGUUACCUCUGUCCAGUGUCUGUGUUCUUUUGCCCAGUCUUAAGCAUUUAUUUUGAUUGUCCACUCUGACAUAUGGCCUUUUCUUUGCAACUCUGCCUGGAAGACCAGCAUCCCGGAGUCGCCUCUUCACUGUUGACGUUGAGACAAUAGUCAUUUAACACAUUAACAAUGUCUACACUGUAUUUCUGAUCAAUUUGAUGUUAUAGUAUAUUUUGAACGGUAGUGUAUAUUGUAGAAUAUAUUGAUAUGUAUUGAAGAUGUAUGCUUUAAUGCACUAUUUGUGAAUGAGGAGGUGUGUGUAUUGGUCAGAGCACAAAGGACAGGAGCAGGGCAGCAAAAUCUCCAAGUUGCCCUUUCCCCUCCCUUCCCUAUGCCUCACUGAAUGGGGAGGAGAGAGCUUCAUGAAAACGUGUCAUAUUUCUGAGCCGUUGUUGAUGGCUAACAAACUUAGGUUGGGUCGUGUCAUGAGAAGGGGAUGUUUCAGAGAGUGCUGCCUGGGAUCUUCUACCCAGCCGACGCUUUGGUGCCACCUUUUUAAAAAAUAAACAUGGCUGCUUUCUCAUACACUGUGACGAGAAGAGACCUGCACAAGAAACCCCUUGUCUGCUAGAAUCUUCCAUGGCUCUGAAAAUGUGACGUUCAAUGUACUCAGUCAUUUCACCCGCUGCAUAAACCCUCCUCAAAAAGCACAAAUCUAGGCCUGAAUCUUGACAAUCAGAUGAGAGCUUUAGGGUCGAGUUGGCUAGUUCAACCCUCCAACCAUCCCUCAGCAACUCCAACCUAGCCGUAAACGCUUUGUUUAAAGACGUUUGUUUGGAAAGGGUUAAACAUUCAAGCUUUUAACAUUUGUUUGUUUUUGUCUUUUACAUUUGUGCAGCGCACAUCCUGUUAAAUGACAAGAGUGUUCGUGUUUGUUAGCACAACUAAGAAAAUGACAUGCAGGUAUGUCCAAAUAAUGAAGGCAGAGGGACGAUGUCAUGAGCAGUUUUACAUAUCAACCAGUGCCAUGUGUUUUGGGACAGCUAGCUACUGCACAUGAGACACCUAGGAUGUAGCCAACCAACCAAACUACUCUUGCUGUCUGAAUUAUGAUUUUUCUUAUCAAGGUGAAACCGAAAUGGAGAUGGUUGACAGUCAUCACAGAUGUCUUGAGAAGAAGCAUUCGAUCCUAAUGAUCCUUCUCAGAACCUGUUAUAAGCAGUGUUGUGUUAAAAAGCACCAGCAUAUUUUCACUUUUUUUUCCUUCAAUGUAUGUAUGCUUUCCUUUUCCUUUAUAUAGUGACCUAUGAGUGGAGACCUGGCAAAUGUGCAAUGUAACCCACACACCCCCCCCACUCCUCCGCCCCAAACGUCACCUUUGCUCAAAACCACAGACUAAACAGUACAUUAAAACCAUCAACAUUGAGAUGCUUCCUCUGGAAGGACUUAUUAUUCAUCUAUUGCCAAUAUCAAUAUGUUCAAAUAUGUCUUCAUUUGAGGCCAACUGUGUUUCGGUCUCCCCGCAAAGCUAUACACAGUAAUAACCUGUUUCUUUCACAACCUGAUAAACGUCAUUAGUAACCCCAUCUACAGUAUAACAAAGCAUUGCGCUUGCAAAAACAUGGCUGCAAACACAAUAUGCUGGCAGAAGUGGGAAAGCGUGAUCUUAGAAAUUAAAACAAUGCUUCUGUCACGCCCCCCCCCUCUCUCGCUUCUGUCUCUUCCUCGCUCUCACUGUUUUUCUCUCUCUCCCUCACUGUUUUUCUCUCUCUCCCCUCUUUACUGUGCUCUAUGCCAUGUCUUUGCACAGAGCACAGAAAGCUCUUCUCAGGACUCUCCCAUUGUCUGUGUUUAGCCAGUGAUAUGUUUGCUAGAUUAGAAAGUUAUUUGAAUAUGUUGAAAGAUUGGAUAUUUAAGUUGUUUAUUUUAAAUGUAUGUGAUUGCCUAUAUGAACCGGGGCAUCACUAUUAUUGAAAAAAGGAUAUAAUGAUAUGGUUGUCAAAUGUAUGUACAAUAUAUACAACAGCCUUCAAAUGAUAAUGUAUGAAACCAUUCAUUUAUAUUGUUGUAAAGGAGCGAAUGCUUUAAUGAAUGAGUGAAGAAAAUGUAUUAUUGGUUAAAGAAGUUACAGAUCAAUUUUUUCUGCGCUGAGUUAAUUCCCUUUACUUGGUUUUGCAACUUCACUUUACCCUCACACUGUUUCGUCCAUCCUACUUGAGUUGGCAGUACUCCAUCUAUUGAAGUCGUCAGUACUCGACACAGUCUAGUCUUCCCACAUUACCGUUAACUUGUUUUGUUGUUAUUUUAAUGGUAAGAAAACUAUUAUUAAUAAUAACCUCUGCGCUGAGCCAGACUGCUCUCACUAUUUCCACAAGUGCUCUCCGUGCAAAAAGGGGAAAUAAAACAAGCUCACAAACUAUACAUGAAAAAAAAAAAAAAAUCCUGUUAAAAUGUUGUAUUUAUUGUUUUAAGAUGUGUGCAUUACACAGUGUUCCAGAAGGUUGUGUAUUAUAUUUUGUUGCAAAUGACUGCCUCUGUAAUGAUAAAGGAUUGUGAAAAUUAUAGUGAUCAUGAACUGCUUAAGAAAUAUACAAAUGAUUUGCAAAUAAAUGUUUUAUCUGCA